Messenger RNA from Manihot esculenta (cassava), 1984 nucleotides. Its product is annotated as elongation factor Ts, mitochondrial. Gene Ontology annotation, biological process: mitochondrial translational elongation. NCBI's taxonomy places the organism in Eukaryota, Viridiplantae, Streptophyta, Magnoliopsida, Malpighiales, Euphorbiaceae. The transcript is spliced from 9 exons. The record is from RefSeq and is a predicted model, not a curated record. Bases 465 to 1643 code for a protein of 392 amino acids. Gene Ontology annotation, cellular component: mitochondrial matrix. Gene Ontology annotation, molecular function: protein binding; translation elongation factor activity.
UAUUGUAGUUUGAUCUCAUAUCACAUGUAUGGUUUGCUGCUAGCUCUGCUUUCUUCUAAAACCCUUAAACCCUAGAGCUGUAUGUUCAAUGUCCCCUGGGUUUUAGCUUCUUAAUAAUCGCAAUUCAUAAUCCUCAAUUCUACACUUGUAGAGUUUUUUCUUUCCUUUUUUUGGGUCUUUUUACUAUCAUGUUUUUGAGAAUCGAAUCGAACUCAGUCACCUCGCAGUCACGACUUAAUCUUCCUCAACAUCUCACCUAAUAAUUGUCUCUCAGUCUCUCCACAUCCAUAAUUCUUCAAGCUGUGCUGCAUCGUCUUUCACUUUGUUCUGACACACUAAGCCUUGCAUUUUCUAGUCACUCCUAGCCACCUCCGUCGCACCUAUUCCUUCUUGCUGUUGCUCGUCUGGGUUCGAGUUGAGACGAGACAGAUCUGUCUCCGCAUAGCUUUUAUACACUUGUAGAAAUGGCUUUGUCUAGAAGUGCAAAGCGUCCCCUUCAAAUAAUGCUAAGUACCAGGCAUGGCUUCUCUGGGAAAAAUUAUUCUACUUCGACAUGCAAAGCAGUGUCCACUACCAUUUCUCAACUUUCAGACACCAAAACGCCAUCAGAAUCUGCUUUUGGGAUGUUUUUCCGGCGAUUCAGCAGUCAAGCUCCUGUAGCACAAGAGCAAAUGAGUCUCAUUAAGCAAUUGAGAGAACGGACGAGUGCUCCCAUCAAGGAUGUCAAGGCUGCUCUCGUUGAUUGCAAUUGGGACAUUGAGGAGGCACAAAAGGAUUUGAGGAAGAGAGGGAAGGUUUUGGCCUCGAAAAAGUCUGGCCGAACUGCUGCUGAGGGAUUAAUUGCAUUGGCACAGGAUGAGGGGAGGGCUGCACUUAUUGAGCUUAAUUGUGAGACUGACUUUGUUGCCAGAAAUGAAAUAUUCCAGUACUUGGCUCUAUCUUUAGCUAAGCAAGCCUUGCUGAUUGAUAAUAGUUCUCAUAAGAUUUCUGGCAUCCAUCCUGUUGGACCUGAGUGUUUGGAGGAGUUGAAGUUAAAUCUUGAACAUCCCAGAAUAAGUGGAGAAACAACUGUUCAAAAUGCAAUUACAGAAAUAGCUGCAAUGAUGGGUGAGAAUGUGAGACUCAGAAGGGGUGUUAUUAUGUCUACAUCUUCACCUGCAGUUAUUUCCACCUAUCUCCAUACAAGUCCUCAACCAGGUUUGGGUCGUAUUGCUGGACUUUUAUCUCUUGAAAUAGAGGAUGGAAAUUCCCAGUUGGAGGCUCUCCAGCAUGUUGGUUCAGAACUGGCAAUGCAUGUGGUGGCAGCAAAGCCAUUGUUCUUGACCAAGGAGCUUGUGUCCUCUAAUGCAUUAGAAAGUGAACGUGAAAUUCUCAAGUCUCAGGCGGAAAGCUCAGGAAAGUCUCAGAUGGCAAUAGAGAAAAUGGUGGAAGGUCGUUUGCGUAAAUACUACGAGGAAGUUGUUCUACUGGAGCAAAAGUUUAUAAUGAAUGAUACUAUAAAUGUAAAGAUGCUGUUAAACAAUCUGUCCAAGGAAGUGGGUUCACCUGUGAAGGUAGGGAACUUCUUCAGAAUGGAAGUUGGAGAAGGAAUUCAAAGGCUAGAGGCAUCUGGUGCAGAUGAACCUAUGGCUCAGGCUGCUUAAUUUUAUGUAAUUGUCAACUCAUUUGGUAGACAUUAGUAUUAACAAUGUCAAUUUCGAGUAUGAGGUUGAUGGGCAUAUUUUGGGUUUUUAUCAUUUGAUGAGAGACUCUUCAUGCAAUAAAAAAUUGUUGUUGCUGCAGUGCCGAAAUGGUAGAUUCUGAGCCUUGAUAUCAUCCUGGGACUGUGAAAUGCUUUUUCUAUUUUAUUACUGCAUAAUAAAUUCUUGAAGAGUAGUAGGAUACUGUUUUGCUAUUUUUUGAUAAUUUUGUGGAAGAGAAGUGGCAGAAUAACACUCGCCUACAUGCUUGUAUUCUCUAUUCUAUAAACAUUUUUGGUUGGGUA